Cynara cardunculus var. scolymus (artichoke) is the source of this 11406-nucleotide messenger RNA. Its product is annotated as E3 ubiquitin-protein ligase UPL2-like. The transcript has 17 exons. The coding region runs from base 150 to 11072 and encodes 3640 amino acids. Gene Ontology annotation, molecular function: protein binding; ubiquitin-protein transferase activity. Gene Ontology annotation, biological process: protein polyubiquitination; positive regulation of protein catabolic process; proteasome-mediated ubiquitin-dependent protein catabolic process. The record is from RefSeq and is a predicted model, not a curated record. NCBI's taxonomy places the organism in Eukaryota, Viridiplantae, Streptophyta, Magnoliopsida, Asterales, Asteraceae.
ACACGCAUAAACCCUUUACUCUCUCUCUCUCUCUCUCUCCUCUCUCUAGAUUUUCUAGUCAAUUUUGAUGUUAUCAAUCCCUAUUUCCUCUCUACACAACCAGUGCAAAGGAGUGUAGAGGAGUGGAAAAGACUGUUUUGUGAUAUCAUAUGGCGGGUACCUUAAGAUCGAGCUUGCCGUCGAGGUUACGACAGCUUUUAUCCGGUGAAGGGCCGAUUGGUCCGAAUGUUAAACUCGAGUCCGAGACUCCUCCAAAAGUAAAAGCAUUUAUCGACAAGGUGAUUCUGUGUCCAUUGCAAGACAUAGCAAUCCCUCUUUCGGGUUUCCGCUGGGAGUAUGACAAGGGAAAUUUUCAUCAUUGGAGGCCACUGUUCAUGCACUUUGAUACAUACUUCAAGACAUACUUGUCUGCUAGAAAGGAUCUCCUUUUGGCAGAUAAUAUCAUAGAAGAGGAUGGUCCUUUUCCAAAGCAAUCAGUUCUUCAAAUUCUGCGCGUGAUGCAAAUCAUUUUAGAGAAUUGCCACAACAAGGGUUCAUUUAGCGGUUUAGAGCAUUUCAAGCUCUUACUUGCAUCAACUGACCCAGAGGUUCUCAUUGCAACCUUGGAGACACUUUCAACAUUAGUGAAAAUAAAUCCCUCGAAACUUCAUGCUAGUGGGAAGCUGGUAGGAUGUGGUCCAAUAAACAAUUGUCUUUUGUCAUUAGCGCAAGGAUGGGGAAGCAAGGAAGAGGGUUUGGGCUUGUAUUCAUGUGUUAUUUUGAAUGAGCGAACUCAAGAUGACGGUCUAUCUUUAUUUCCUUCCGAUGUACCUACUGAUAGUGGUAAUUCUCAGAAUCGCUUGGGGUCCAGCCUGUAUUUUGAGUUUCAUGGCCCGUGUACCCAAACCGCGGGUGAAGUCGGCAAUUUGACGUCACUCCCCAGCACGACUGUCAUUCACAUUCCAGAUCUUCAUAUGUGGAAGGAGGAUGAUCUGUCUAUAUUGAAGCUAUUGGUUGAGCAGUACAAUGUACCUCCUGAGCAUAGGUUCUUGUUGCUGACAAGGGUUAGAUAUGCCCAUGCCUUCCGUUCCCCCAGAAUAUGCAGGCUGUACAGCAAGAUAUGCCUUCUUGCCUUCAUUGUCCUUGUUCAGUCUAAUGAUUCUCAUGAAGAACUUGUAUCCUUUUUUGCUAAUGAGCCAGAGUAUACAAAUGAGUUAAUAAGACUUGUGAAGUCUGAAGAGACUAUAUCUCGAACUAUUCGUACACUUGCUAUGCAUGCUCUGGGAUCUCAGCUAGCUGCAUAUUCAUCAUCUCAUGAGAGGGCACGCAUUCUGAGCGGAUUAAGCAUUAGCUUUGCAGUCGGAAACCGUGUGAUUCUCCUUAAUGUAUUGCAAAGGGCGAUUUCUUCUUUGAAUAACUCCAGUGAUCCACCAUCUAUUGCAUUCCUUGAAGCACUCCUCCAAUUUUACUUGCUUCAAGUGAUAUCAACUUCAAGUCCUGGGAGUGUUAUACGGGGAUCAGGAAUGGUUCCAACAUUUUUACCUCUCUUAGAGGAUACGGAUCCUACACACAUGCAUCUUGUCUGUUUAGCGGUGAAGACUCUGCAAAAGCUCAUGGACUACAGCAAUUCAGCAGUCACUCUUUUCCGAGACUUGGGAGGAGUUGAGCUUUUGACCAGCAGACUGCAGAUAGAAGUAGUUAGGGUGAUUGAUUCAACUACAGGAGAUGAUAGUUCAAUGAGCAUUGGAGAGUGCUCAGACACAAGUGACGAUCAGCUUUAUUCACAGAAGAGGCUCAUCACGGUUUUAUUGAAGGCACUUGGUUCUGCUAAUUAUGCUCCAGCAAACUCUACGAGAUCUCAGAGUGCUCAUGAUGUCUCCCUGCCUGACACUAUCUCAAUGAUCUUUAAGAAGGUGGAUAAAUUUGGAGGAGAUAUAUAUUCCUCGGCUGUGACUGUAAUGUGUGAAAUGAUUCACAAAGACCCCACCUGCUAUGCUGCAUUGGAUGAAGCGGGUCUUCCUGAUGCCUUUUUAUCAUCUGUGAGAGCUGGAGUUCUUCCUUCUUCAAAAUCUCUCACAUGUGUUCCCAACGGUCUUGGGGCUAUUUGUCUCAAUGCUACAGGAUUAGAAGCAGUCAGAGAAACUUCAGCAUUGAGGUUUCUGGUUGACAUUUUCACUGACAAGAAAUAUGUCCUUCCAAUGAAUGAUGGCAUUGUGCCUUUGGCAAAUGCCAUUGAGGAGCUUAUGCGUCAUGUCUCCUCACUGAGAAGCACGGGUGUAGAUUUGAUUAUUGAAAUUAUUAAUAAAAUUUCAUCAACAGAUGACAAUAAAUGUACAUUACAAUCUGGAAAAGCCAAUGGGAGUGUUAUGGAUAUGGACACUGAAGAAAAGGAAAAUGCAGGCCCUUGUUUGGUUGGUGCUACAGAUUCAACCUUGGAAGGAGUUAGUGACGAGCAUUUCAUCCAAUUAAACAUUUCUCACGUGAUGGUGUUGGUUCAUCGAACAAUGGAAAAUGCUGAAACAUGUAGGCUGUUUGUGGAAAAAGCAGGUAUUGAAGCUUUGCUGAAGCUUUUGUUACGACCAAGUAUAACUCAAUCAUCUGAAGGGAUGUCUAUUGCUUUGCAUAGCACAAUGGUUUUUAAGAGUUUUACUCAGCAUCACUCUGCUCCUUUAGCACGUGCCUUUUGUUCCUCUCUCCGGGAUUAUCUGAAGACAACUUUGGCCGCAUUCAGUGUUCUUUCAGGAUCCUUUCUGCUGGAUCCCAAAUUCACACCAGAUACAGAAGUCUUCCCUUCGCUUUUUCUUGUUGAAUUUCUUCUGUUUCUAGCUGCCUCAAAGGACAAUCGAUGGGUUACUGCAUUGCUCCAAGAAUUUGGAAAUGGUAGCAAGGAUGUACUGGAAGAUAUUGGAAGAAUUCACCGCGAGAUUUUAUGGCAGAUUGCAUUACUCGAAGAUGCUAAGUUUGAAAUUGAGGAUGCCAGUGCUGGUACUGCUGAUGAAUCACGGCUUUCAGAAUCUGAAGAGCAAAGAUUUAAUUCCUUUAGGCAGUUCCUUGAUCCUUUAAUGAGGAGAAGAAUGUCAGGAUGGAGUUUUGAGUCCCAGUUUUUUGAUCUGAUUAAUCUGUAUCGUGAUCUCACUCAUGCUUCUGGAUUUCAACAGAGGCAUAACACAGGUGGUCCUUCAGAACUGCGUCUUGGAGCCAGUCAUCGGUCACAUCCCUCUGGAUCUUCGGACAUGAUGCGGUCGCUCUCUUUGCACAUAACACAUUUGUUUCAAGAGCUAGGGAAAGCUAUGUUGCUUCCUUCUCGAAGACGAGAUGAUAUGGUGACAGUGACCCCAUCUUCAAGAUCUGUGGCUUCUACAUUUGCUUCCAUCACACUGGAUCAUAUGAAUUUUGAAGGUCAUGUAAAGCCUUUUGGAUCAGUGGCAUCCUGGUCAACGAAGUGCCGCUACCUAGGGAAGGUUGUGGAUUUUAUUGAUGGCAUUCUACUGGACAAACCUGAUUCUUGUAAUCCUGUCUUGUUGAAUUGUUUGUAUGGUCUUGGGGUUCUUCAGUCAGUUCUGACCACAUUUGAAGCUACCAGUGACCUGCUUUUCACUGUCAACAGGACUCCUACAUCUCCAAUGGAGACUGAUGAGGGAGUUUCAAAGCUCAAUGACGUAGAAGAAACAGUUCGUACGUGGAUUAAUGGUCCAUUAGCCAACUAUGGUAGACUUAUGGACCACCUUGUGACUUCCUCUUUUAUUUUGUCUCCUUCUACAAAGCAUUUGCUUGCACAGCCCCUUGUAAAUGGAGAUAUUCCCUUUCCACGGGAUCCCGAGGUUUUUGUGAAGAUCCUGCAAUCUAUGAUUCUGAAAGCUGUGCUUCCUCUCUGGACUCAUCCUCAUUUUACUGAUUGCAAUGAUGAUUUCAUUGCUACUGUGAUAUCUAUUAUCCGCCAUGUCUUUUCUGGGAUUGAAGUGAAAAGUGUAAGCAAUGUUGGAUCUCGUCCUUCUGCUCCUCCUCCGAGCGAGACAACUAUAUCCACAAUAGUUGAAAUGGGGUUUUCCAGAUCUCGAGCAGAGGAGGCCUUGAGACAAGUUGGAUCAAACAGUGUAGAGUUGGCCAUGGAAUGGCUGUUCUCACAUCCAGAGCAAGUCCAAGAAGAUGAUGAACUUGCUCGUGCACUUGCUAUGUCUCUUGGUAACUCUGCAUCUGAUGCUAAAGAUACUAUUGCAAAUGAAACUGAUCAGCAUAUUGAAGAGGAAAAUGUGCAGUUGCCUCCUGUUGAUGAAUUGUUAUCUACAUGUAAAAAGCUUUUAGAAACAAAGGAUUCUCUAGCAUUUUCAGUUCGGAACCUUCUUUUAAUGAUAUGUUCCCAGGACGAUGGUCGUUGCAGGUCCAAAGUUAUAACGUUUAUCCUGGAGCAGGUGAAGUUUUGCAGUUCCGUUGCUGAGAGUGGAAAGAAUACCAUGCUAUCUUCCCUCUUUCAUGUUCUUGCUUUGCUUCUCAAUGAGGAUAAGGACUCAAGGGAAGUUGCUUCCAAGGGUGGUCUGGUUAAAGUUGCUGCAGAUCUUUUGUCACACUGGAUCGCUGGUACACAUGAGCAUGAGGCUUUUGAAGUUCCUAAAUGGGUUACAGCAGCUUUUCUUGCUGUUGAUCGGCUUGCUCAGGUGGAUCAAAAGCUGAAUGCUGAUAUUUCAGAGCUAUUAAAGAAAGAUGAUGUUGGUAAGCAGACUGUAGUUAUAGAUGAGGACAAACCAAAUUUAGGAUUAUCCUCAAAGCAUGUUAAUAUAGAGGAGCAGAAGAGACUUGUUGAGAUAUCCUGUGGUUAUUUGAGGAAUCAGCUUUCUGCUGAAACAAUUUAUGCUGUUCUGCAGCUAUGUUCCACACUUACAAGAACUCAUUCUGUUGCUGUUAGCUUCUUAAAUGCUGGGGGCUUGCCUUUGCUGCUAUCUUUGCCUGCAGGUAGUCUGUUUGUUGGCUUUGAUAACGUUGCUGCUACUAUUAUUCGUCAUAUUCUUGAAGACCCACAGACUCUCCAGCAGGCAAUGGAAUCUGAAAUACGUCAGAGUGUUCUUACAGCUGCCAAUAGGCAGUCUAAUGGAAGACUUACACCCCGUAGCUUCCUCUUGAAUUUGACUUCUGUGAUUUCAAGGGACCCUGUGAUUUUCAUGCGGGCUGCCCAAUCUGUUUGCCAAAUUGAGAUGGUUGGUGAAAGACCGUACGUUGUAUUGCUAAAAGACCGUGAGAAGGAUAAGUCCAAAGAAAAAGAGAAGGAGAAAGAGAACGAGAAAGAAAAAACACAGACCGCCUCUGGUAAGAGUAAUACAAGCAACACAAACUCGUUGGGUCCAGGGAGUGUGAAUGGCAAACUUUCUGAGGCAAAUACCAAGCAUGCCAAAGUUCAUCGUAAACCUCCUCAGAGUUUUGUAAAUGUAGUCGAGCUGCUUUUGGCUUCAGUUGUCACUUUUGUACCUCCUGCAAAAGAUGAGGCAUUUACGGGAGAGAGCUCUUCAUUAACAGCUAUGGACAUCGAUGUUGCUUUAAACAAGGGGAAGGGGAAAGCUGUUGCCUCAGCAUCUGAAGUGAAUGAAAAUAGUGGCCAGGAAUACUUCACAUCUAUGGCAAAGGUCGUAUUCAUUUUAAAGCUCCUAACAGAGAUUCUCUUGAUGUAUGGUCCAUCUGUUCAUGUUCUGCUUCGAAGAGAUGGUGAAGUUAGCAGCUGUCGCAGCCCUGGCCAAAAGGGUCUUACUAGCCUCUGCGCUGGUGGAGUAUUCCAUCAUAUCCUUCAUCGAUUUCUUCCUUACUCAAGAAAUUCUAAAAAGGAGAAAAAAACAGAGGUCGACUGGAGGCAUAAACUAGCAGGCAGAGCUAGUCAAUUUUUGGUGGCUUCUUGUGUGCGUUCAACAGAGGCAAGGAAGAGAAUUUUUAUGGAGAUCAACAGUGUUUUUAAUGAUUUUGUUGAUUCUUCUAAAGUUCAUCGGCCACCAGGAAAUGACAUCCAAGCGUUUGUUGAUUUGCUCAGUGAUGUACUGGCUGCACGCUCACCUACAGGUUCUUCAAUUUCAGGAGAAGCUUCAGUUACGUUUCUUGAUGCUGGUCUGGUUGGCUCGCUCACACGAACCCUACAAGUGUUGGACCUGGAUCAUGCCGAGUCACUGAAGAUCAUUCCUGGGCUUGUAAAGGUCUUAGAGCUGGUGACAAAAGAACAUGUCCAUGCUGCUGAGGCUAAUACUGGAAGAGGUGAUAACACAACAAAAGCUCCUGAUCAUACUGAGCGUAGGCAAACUGAAAAUAUUGGUGAUAUAUCCGAGUCUAGAGAAACUGCAUAUUUACCUAAUGCAGGUUCUGCCCCUACAGAACGCAUCGAGUCUUUUAGUACCGUUCAAACUUAUCGUGGAUCUGAGGCUGUUACAGAUGACAUGGAACAUGAUCAGGAUAUUGAUGGAAGUUUUGCUCCUCCAAGUGAAGAUGAUUACAUGCAUGAAACUUCUGAGAACACAAGGGUUCUUGAAAAUGGUUUUGAUUCAGUGGGAAUAAGAUUUGAAAUCCAACCUGAUAUUCAAGAGAGUAUUGACGAAGACGAUGAUGAAGAAAUGUCGGGGGAUGAAGGGGAUGAAGUUGAUGAUGAAGAUGAAGAAGACGAAGAUGGAGAUGAUGAUGAAAACAAUGAUCUUGAAGAAGAUGAAGUCCAUCAUUUGCCGCAUCCGGACACAGAUCAAGAUGACCAUGAGAUUGAUGAAGAUGAUUUUGACGAGGACAUGAUCGAGGAAGAAGAUGAAGAUGACGAUGAUGAUGAUGGCAGAGUUAUACUAGGACUCGGCGAAGGAAUGAAUGGGAUAAAUGUCUUGGACCAUAUUGAGGUAUUUGGCAGAGACCAUGGUUUUUCUAAUGACACUCUCCAGGUGAUGCCUGUUGAAGUUUUUGGUUCUAGACGUCAAGGUCGUACGACAUCCAUCUAUAAUCUUCUCGGGAGAGCAGGUGACACUUCUGCUCCAUCUCAGCAUCCACUUCUGAUGGAGCCUUCACGUUCAAUUUCAUCUCGACAAGCAGAUAAUGUUCGUGAUGGGUACCCUGAGAGAAAUGCAGAGUCAACCUCUUCACGCUUAGACUCGAUAUUCCGGUCUUUGAGGAACGGGCGCCAUGGGCAGCAUGGACACCGUCUAAGCAUGUGGGCUGAUGACCAGCAAAGUGGUGGAUCAAACGCAUCUAGCAUUCCCUCAGGCCUUGAAGACUUGUUGGUUUCUCAUUUGAGACCCCCAACGUCAGGGAAGGCGUCUGGUCAUGACACAAUAGUGGAGGUUCAAACUAACAAUGAGACUGGUCAGCUUCAAACAUCAGCUGGAUUGGUACCUGAAGCCACCACAGAGGACAAUGGUAAUAACAAUCCCAUUCCUAUAUCAUUGAAUAGCUCUCAAGAUUCUGAAAGCACUCCCACAGUAGACGAAUCUCGACGAGGCUCAGGUGCAUUCGGUGCACAUCCUCAAUCUGUUGAUAUGCAGUCUGAACACAAUUCUGUUUUGCGGGAUGUUGAAGCUGUGAGCCAAGAAAGCAGUGAAAGUGGAGCUACAUUAGGAGAAAGUCUUCGGAGUCUGGAUGUUGAGAUUGGAAGUGCUGACGGCCAUGAUGAUGGUUGUGAAAGACAAGGUCCUGCUGAUUCUCGAUCAAGAAGAGCAAAUGUAUCACUUGGGAAUACGACGUCAGUAAGCGAGAGAGAAGCAUCUCUUCAUAGCGUGACUGAGGUUUCGGAAAAUCCUAGUCAAGAAACAGAGCAAGGUGAUACUGCUCAGGAUGCAGAACAUGAUGGUGGUUCUGGUUCUGCACAGAUUGACCCUGCAUUCCUGGAUGCACUUCCUGAGGAGUUACGUGCCGAGGUUGUUUCCGGUCGACAGGGUCCAGUGACACAGCCUUCAAAUACUGAACCACAAAAUGGAGGAGACAUUGACCCUGAAUUCCUUGCCGCACUUCCACCAGACAUCCGAGCAGAAGUUUUAGCACAGCAGCAGGCACAGGGAGCACAGCGGUCACAAGAAUUGGAAGGUCAACCUGUGGAGAUGGAUACUGUAUCAAUAAUUGCUACAUUUCCUUCAGAAAUACGGGAAGAGGUUCUUUUAACAUCAUCUGAUGCCGUUCUUUCUAAUCUUACACCUGCUCUUGUUGCGGAAGCUAACAUGCUGCGAGAGAGGUUUGCUCGUCGCUACAAUCGAACGCUUUUUGGUAUGUUUCCCAGAAGUAGAAGGGGCGAGUCAUCUAGAAGAGGUGAAGGAAUUGGAUCGAGUUUGGAUAGAGCUAGUGGGGCCGCCACUACUCGUAGGUCAACUGGAAGUAAGCCCAUUGAAACUGAUGGAGCUCCUUUAGUUGACACAGAAGAUCUUAGAGCGAUGAUUCGGCUGCUUCGAGUAGUUCAGCCGCUAUAUAAACCUCAGCUACAGAGACUGCUCUUGAAUUUAUGUGCUCACGUUGACACUAGAUCUGCUAUAAUAAAAAUAUUGAUGGACCUAUUGGUCCUUGAUACAAGAAGGCCCAGUAGUGACUUGGAUGCUUCUGAACCCUCAUAUAGGCUUUAUGCUUGCCAGAGUAAUCUGAUGUAUUCUCGUGCUCAAAGUUUUGAUGGUGUACCGCCAUUGGUGUCGCGGCGUGUUUUAGAAACUCUAACAUAUCUGGCCAGGAAUCAUAAAUUUGUUGCAAAAUUUUUGCUUCAGUUUAGAAUCCGUCCAGCAGCUAUUGAGGAGUCGCAAAGUCUUGAUCAGGCUCGUGGCAAAGCUGUCAUGAUUGUUCAUGAUGAUGAAACAGAAAAGCAGCAGUAUCGAGAGGGUUUGUUGGCCAUAACAUUGCUGUUGAGCCUCUUGAAACAACCACUUUAUUUGAGAAGUAUUGCACAUCUUGAGCAGUUGCUAAACUUAUUAGAUGUCAUCAUUGAUAAUGCUGAAAGUAAGCAAGGGUUGGUUGAGCAUGGGGAAUCUCUUACUGAAGAAACUGCUCAGAUGUCAACGUUAGAUGCUGACAUUAAUGCAGGGGCUGCUGGGUCUGGCUCUGGCUCUGGAUCUGGCUCUGAUGCUAAACCAUCCAAGGUUGAUGAUGCCCCUAAACCCUUAUCCUCAGGUGCUAACAGAGAAAAUGAAUCUCAUAAUAUUCUGCUAAACUUGCCACAACCAGAACUACGUCUUCUGUGCUCAUUGCUUGCAUGUGAAAGUUUGUCAGACAAUGCUUAUGCUCUUGUGGCUGAUAUAUUGAAGAAGUUGGUUGCUAUCGCUCCUUCUCAUUGUCAUUUAUUCAUAACUGAGCUAGCUGGUUCUAUGAAGAACUUGACGACAUUGGCAAUUGAUGAAUUGCAUGUGUUCGGGGAGAUGGAGAAAGCACUGAUCAGUACAUCUGGUUCAGAUGGAGCAGCAAUCCUAAGGGUUAUACAAGCAUUAAGUUCACUCGUAGCUUCACUUAAUCAAGAGAAAGAACAGACACUUCUUGAAAAGGAGCAAGCUGCUACCCUUUCUCUGGUAAAUGACAUAAAUGUUGCUUUGGAGCCAUUAUGGAUGGAAUUGAGCACAUGUAUUAGCAAAAUAGAGAGCUACACAGAUACUACACCUGAUGUAUCUGCUUCGUCAAUUAUCUUAACGUCAAGACCUUCUGGUGCAUUGCCUCCACUUCCAGCUGGUACUCAGAACAUCUUGCCAUAUAUAGAAUCCUUUUUUGUAAUGUGUGAGAAGCUGCAUUUUGGGCAAUCAGGUGCAGCGCAGGACUUUGGUGUGGCUGCAGUGCCUAGCACUGACGAUGUCAGCACUUCUGACAACCAGCAGAAAACUUUAGGGGCUUGCGCAAAAGUUGAUGAAAAGAAUGUAGCUUUUGUGAAGUUCUCAGAGAAGCACAGGAAACUUCUCAAUGCUUUUAUCCGACAAAACCCGGGAUUGCUUGAAAAGUCCUUCUCAGUUAUGUUGAAGGUCCCUCGUUUUAUUGAUUUUGACAAUAAGCGAUCAUAUUUCAGAUCGAAAAUUAAGCAUCAACAUGAUCAUCAUCACAGUGCUGUGAGAAUAUCUGUUAGACGAGCAUACAUACUUGAAGAUUCAUAUAAUCAGUUGCGAAUGAGGUCUACACAAGAUCUAAAGGGUAGGCUGACUGUUCACUUCCAGGGGGAAGAAGGUAUUGAUGCAGGUGGACUUACCAGGGAAUGGUAUCAACUAUUAUCGAGGGUUAUUUUUGACAAGGGAGCUUUGCUUUUCACAACUGUUGGUAACGAGUCAACUUUUCAGCCAAAUCCAAAUUCUGUUUAUCAGACAGAACACCUCUCAUACUUCAAAUUUGUUGGUAGAGUUGUUGGGAAAGCACUUUUUGAUGGUCAGUUGCUUGAUGUUCAUUUCACAAGAUCUUUCUACAAGCAUAUACUUGGGGCUAAAGUAACCUACCACGACAUCGAAGCAAUUGAUCCAGGUUUUUUCAGAAACUUGAAAUGGAUGCUUGAGAAUGAUAAUAGCGAUAAUUUAGAUCUAACAUUUAGUAUUGAUGCCGAUGAAGAGAAGCUGAUCUUAUGUGAAAGAGCAGAAGUAACCGACUAUGAACUGAUCCCUGGUGGAAGAAAUAUUCGAGUUACGGAGGAAAACAAACAUGAAUAUGUUGAUCUAAUUGCUGAGCAUCGGUUAACCACUGCUAUUCGCCCUCAGAUAAAUGCAUUUUUGGAAGGUUUUAAUGAAUUGAUUCCUCGGGAUUUCAUAUCCAUCUUUCACGAUAAGGAAUUGGAAUUGUUGAUAAGCGGACUUCCAGAUAUUGAUUUGGAUGACAUGAGGGUGAAUACCGAGUAUUCUGGGUACAGUGCUGCAUCUCCAGUUAUUCAAUGGUUUUGGGAGGUUGCUCAAGGCUUCAGCAAAGAAGACAAGGCUCGUCUUUUGCAAUUUGUUACUGGCACCUCAAAGGUGCCUUUAGAAGGGUUCAGUGCUUUGCAAGGCAUCUCUGGAUCCCAAAAGUUUCAGAUUCAUAAGGCAUAUGGAAGCGCUGACCGUUUGCCCUCUGCUCAUACCUGUUUCAAUCAGUUGGAUCUGCCUGAAUAUCCAUCCAAGCAACAUUUGGAGGAGAGGCUGCUGCUUGCAAUUCAUGAAGCCAAUGAAGGAUUUGGUUUCGGUUAAGAGUAGAAAGAAAAAUGUUGAAAGUGAUGAAUGUAUAUAUAUAUAUAUAAUAUAUAUAUAUAUUUAUGUCACGGUCACAGGCAUAACCCUUUAAAGCUCAGGUGAACAACAUAUAUAUAUAUAUACACUGUACAGUUUGAGUUAUAAUUAACCCGGCAUUUUCUUUUUCUUGCCAAUUUUUUCGACUUAUAUUCUUUUACUUUUGGCUUUUGUCGAAAAUGCCGUGCCAGAGGGUGUUCCAAUGUGAUAUAUGGAACAGGGUUCCCAAAGUUUUUGGAGUCCGAUAUACAUGUUUAGUCUUUACUCGGUUAUAUGUGUUUAACCUCUAGCCCAA